CCCUCUUCCUCCACCAUGACGGUUGCUACAGGUGACCUGGGGGACGAGGCGGCGGCCCAUCCCGGUGACCCGUACGAACCAGAACCGGACUACGAGUGCUGUGAGCGCGUGGUCGUCAACAUCUCUGGGCUGCGCUUCGAGACUCAACUGAAGACCCUCUCCCAGUUCCCUGAGACCCUGCUGGGGGACCCCAAGAAGAGAAUGAGGUACUUUGACCCUCUGAGGAACGAGUAUUUCUUCGACAGGAACCGGCCCAGCUUCGACGCCAUCCUCUACUACUACCAGUCAGGAGGGAGACUGCGUCGGCCGGUGAACGUCACUCUAGACAUCUUCUCUGAGGAGAUCCGCUUCUACGAGCUGGGAGAGGAGGCCAUCGAGAUCUUCAGGGAGGAUGAGGGCUUCAUCAAGGAGGAAGAGCGACCUCUUCCAGAGAACGAGUUCCAGAGACAGGUGUGGCUGCUGUUUGAGUAUCCCGAGAGUUCCGGCGCGGCCCGUAUCAUCGCCAUCAUCAGCGUCAUGGUGAUCCUGAUCUCUAUCGUGUCCUUCUGCCUGGAGACACUCCCCGUGUUCCGGAACGACGAAGAGGACGAUGGCAACAAGGUGUUCCAGCCCUUCAACAACUCCACCUCUUCCUACACGUCUUCCUACUUCACUGAUCCCUUCUUCAUCCUGGAGACGCUCUGCAUCAUCUGGUUCUCCUUUGAGUUCCUCGUCCGCUUCUUCGCGUGUCCUAGUAAAGCCGGGUUCUUCGGUAACAUUAUGAAUAUCAUCGAUAUUGUGGCGAUUAUUCCAUAUUUCAUCACGUUGGGCACAGAGCUGGCAGAGAAACCGGAGGACGGGCAGGCUGGGCAGCAGGCCAUGUCCCUCGCCAUCCUCCGGGUCAUCCGGCUGGUCAGGGUGUUCAGGAUCUUCAAGCUGUCCAGACACUCCAAGGGGCUCCAGAUCCUGGGCCAGACACUGAAGGCCAGCAUGCGGGAGCUGGGUCUGCUCAUCUUCUUCCUCUUCAUCGGAGUCAUCCUCUUCUCCAGCGCUGUCUACUUCGCCGAGGCCGACGAGGCGGACUCACAGUUCAGUAGCAUCCCAGAAGCCUUCUGGUGGGCCGUGGUUUCCAUGACCACCGUUGGCUACGGCGACAUGGUGCCCACCACCAUCGGCGGGAAGAUCGUGGGCUCUCUCUGCGCCAUCGCCGGCGUGCUGACCAUCGCCCUGCCCGUCCCUGUCAUCGUGUCCAACUUCAACUACUUCUACCACCGAGAGACGGAGGGCGAGGAGCAGGCGCAGUACCUGAACACUCCCGUUGCCCCCAAGGCCGACUCAGCCGAGGACCUGAAGAAGAGCGGCCGCAGCGGGAGUGGAUCCACCCUCAGUAAGUCGGACUACAUGGAGAUACAGGAAGCUGCACUGAACCACAGCACUGAGGACUUCAGAGCAGAGAGCCUCAAGACAGGAAACUGCACCCUGUUGGCUAAUGCAAAUCAGCAAGCUAAUUCUAACACAGUGGCUAACACCAACUACGUCAACGUCACCAAGAUGAGAACGGAUGUAUAGCCUCCUUCAGGCGUUACCACAGUGACUUCCUGUAGAGGUGCAGGGGGACAUGAAGGAAAGAGUAGAGUGGGGAGAAGACUGAGGAAAAACCCCUCCUCUCUGAUGUUGAAAAGGCUUGGACUCCCUACUGUGGGAGUACAGAAUGGAUCACAUAAACUCUGGUAAGAGCAGAGAUCCGGCAUCUCAUUCCCCCCAAAACAGAUCUGUUCCUAACUCAACCCCUUGCCCUUCCUUCUCCUGUUGGGAGUUGAAGCGUCCGUUCGGUGACUGCAUGGCGUUAGUCUGGGCUUCGUCACUGUUCAGCUGUCCAGUAGUCGUCUAUAGGCUCAGCUCUGCUCGCUGCAGUAGUCCAAUAGUAGCCAAACUGCCCACUGGUACUAGACAAUAUAAACACACUGACAGGAAAACGAGACCACACCCUUAUCUUGUUCCACACUCUGCUCAAACUGCCCGCUGGUACCGUCAGCACAGAUCUAGCAUCAGCCUGCCCUGAACAAAUCCUAGCCGUAACCAGUAGGAGAUACACUGCAAAACUGACCUCAGAUCAGCGUCUCAUCUUAUAACUACUUAGCUCUAACUGCCAGCCUAAUGGAGCUUCUUAACUUCCUCUCUCCCAUCCCGUACCCCUGAACCUCUCUCCCACCCAGUACCCUCUGAACCUCUCUCCCACCCCAUUAAUCCCUGAACCUCUCUCCCACCCCGUACCCCUGAACCUCUCUCCCACCCUGUACCCCCUGAACCUCUC
Oncorhynchus gorbuscha (pink salmon) is the source of this 2293-nucleotide messenger RNA. Its product is annotated as potassium voltage-gated channel subfamily A member 2-like. Gene Ontology annotation, molecular function: protein binding; delayed rectifier potassium channel activity. The record is from RefSeq and is a predicted model, not a curated record. The transcript has 3 exons. Lineage: Eukaryota; Metazoa; Chordata; Actinopteri; Salmoniformes; Salmonidae. Gene Ontology annotation, biological process: potassium ion transmembrane transport; protein homooligomerization. Gene Ontology annotation, cellular component: dendrite; juxtaparanode region of axon; membrane. The coding region runs from base 16 to 1548 and encodes 510 amino acids.